AUGGUUACUGACUGGAAGGAGUUAGCUAAUGGGCAGGGUGGCUAUGGGAAAUCCAACAUGUAUGUGCGGAUAGAAGCAGCCUUUUUGCACAGGGGAGUGUUGCUGGGCAGGAUGCCCACCUGCUCCAAGCCUCUAGGUGACAGCUGGAACCAGAGCUGCAUGACCUUCUGGUCCCUGGAGGACAUGUCUGGUGCUGCCUGGAGGCACCAGGCAAUAGGCAGAGGCAGGGAGCACCCUUGCCCGCCCUCCCCUUCUCAUGUCCCGGCAGGUCUCCACUGUGAUGGUCCUGGGGGCUGGCUCCUGUUGGCCUGCACUGCAGUCCUCCUCCUGUCCUGGGCCCUGGGCCCCAAAGGGCUGUGCCCAAGGAGGGGCAGAGGCCUAGUGUCGGGGAUGCAGGCAGCAGCAGCUGCCACCACCACUGUGGGCUUUCUGGUUUUCCCAGUUAGCCUGGCCUUCCCAUUCAUCAAAGAAGCCUGCAAGGGCUCCUCCAUGUACCAUGGAGGGAAGUGCCAACUCGGCUGGAGCUAUGUGACUGCCAUCCUCAACAACAUCCUGGCUGGCCUCCUGUCCAUCAUUGGAUGGCCCCGCAUGACCAAGGUCUAGGGGAGAGCCAUAUUCUUCUCCAGUGACACUGAAUCAUCCUCAUGUGAGAAACCAUCAAAUAAAAACCUUCGAGGAAGGAGGAACUAGAAGAGCCCAUUCUGAAGAAACUGUCAUAGGUAGAUAUAUGCAACAGGGUAGGUGGAGUCUUGGCAACCCUUCAUCCCCCAGUUUGGAAUACAUACUUAGCUACAAAGAGUGUCACCUAGUCUCUUUCUAUACCCAAACCUGGCCUGAAUGCACCCCCCACCCUGGAAGUAGUUAAAAUUACCUUUAACAGUCUGUCCCUUUAGAAGAAACAGUUACAUGUGGCCAUCAAAACAGAAGUUUUGGCUAUUAUCUGUGGUUAUCAAACAACAGUGGCUAAGGUCAAAAAUUUUUUCUUUUUUCCUUUAAAAAAUAUUUAUGCCUACAACUUAAGUUGGUUUAUAGAUAAGUGUCAUUAGAGUUAAGGACAUGCUUUCACCCAAGUUGCCAGCUGAUCAAAAUGAUGUCAAGACUGAUUUUACAAAUGCAAUGUAUAUUGUUGUCUGUGUACAAUAACUUGAGUGUCUUCCAUUGGUCAAUAAUAAUGUGUUGUUAUGAUCUGGUUCUCAUAGGUCAUCUGAAAAUUUUGUUAAGAUAAUUAAAUGGGGACCCUGAAGGCUUGGGGAAACUGCUGGAUGAGACUCUCCUUGAUGAGUAAAGGAGCAGCUGCCUGGAAACAUUUAUUCCAAUCUUUAUUCACUAAAGGGACUCCAACAAUUUUCAUAGCCUUAUGGAAGACACCCCCCAAAAACAUUGCUAAACAUAUUACUGUAAUAUGUUUACACUGCCUAUCAUCAAAAGGUUGUUUUCUGUGGGUAAAACAAUAAGGUUUUCUUAUUAAAAGAUGCCCUUGUUACAAAACUAAAUUAAGAGACAAGGGUUUCCAUAUAGCUGUGACACUCAUUACUAAUUUCAUGGUGUGCUAAAUGUUUUCAUGCCUUCUGGGUGUACAAGUCUUCAAAGAUGUAAAACUAGGACUGUUUAUGGUGAUAACCUUUCCUUUUAGACUCAGCUAUCUGCCUUUCUC
This is a messenger RNA of Heterocephalus glaber (naked mole-rat), 1654 nucleotides long. The record is from RefSeq and is a predicted model, not a curated record. Lineage: Eukaryota; Metazoa; Chordata; Mammalia; Rodentia; Bathyergidae.